AUGGUGUUAAUAUCUGAUGAAUAUUAUCACGAUCCUGGUGCAGUACUUAAAGAAGUUAAACAAAGUGAUCCUGAUCUUAUCAUAUCUUCACGUUGUACAGAAAUUUUCGGAGAUUCAGAAACGACUGCUGCUUUUUACUAUUCACGAGACACAUUACAAUCAUUCUCAUUCGAACAAAAUCCACAGCUUACAAAGAUUGGUUCAUAUUCAUUUUAUAAAUGUACCAAAUUAACGAGUAUUGAUUUAUCAUCAUGCACAAAACUCAUCACAAUUGGUGAAAAAGCAUUUUGUUUGUGUUCAUCAGUUCAAAAUCUUCUUUUGCCAGAAGGUUUAAAAACAAUAUUUAAAUAUGCUUUUUCUGGACUUAAAUUAACCAGUGUUGAGAUACCAUCAACAGUCUCAAGUAUGUAUGAUCAUGCUAUUGCAGAUUCUCAAACAUUAACAUCAAUAACUUUUCGAGAAGGAUCACAACUUCUUUUUCUAGGAAAUAAUAUAUUCAUUGGAACAAAAUUAACCCAAAUUACCAUUCCACAAAAUGUUAAUUCCAUUAAUGGUGCAUUUUGUAACGGUGUGAAAACAUUAGAAAUUGUAAAAGUGCAUCAAAAUAAUAAUUAUUUCAUAGGUGACAACAGAGCAGUUUAUAACAAAGAUUACACCACUAUAUAUUUCUAUGCCGCUGGUUCAGGGACAUCUUAUACAAUUCCUAAUACUAUUAAGGCAAUUAGCUAUGCCGCAUUCAUUUCUGCCGAAUUUUCUUCGAUUAUUAUCCCUGAUUCAGUAACUUCAAUAGGUGCCUUUGCAUUUGCAGACACGAAGAAGUUAACGCAAAUAACUCUCCCAAAAUCUAUCAAAACAAUUCUUUCUGCUUGUUUUGCUGAAUCAAGUUUGACAUCAAUUACUAUUCCAGAUAACGUAAUUACAAUUAAUGAGAACGCAUUCAGAAAUUGUAAUUCUUUAACAUCUAUUGAGUUACCAGAGAAUAUUUCCUCGAUCGGAGGUGGAGCCUUCCCGAUUUCAAAUAAUUUGCAAAUAACAUUCAAAGGUGAAUCUCUUAUGUAUAUCGAUGACCAAAUGCUUCUUAUGACAAAAAACAAUUCUUAUAUUUCCAUGUUCCUGAAUUCUACUUCAACAUCUGUGACUAUUCCAAGCACAGUCAAAACGAUUAAAUCUUCUUCAUUCAAGGACAAGAAGAACCUUGUGAAAGUCCUCUGUGAUGGAACAUCUCAACUUGAGAUUAUAGAAAACUACGCAUUCCAAAACUGUAAUAGUUUGACGACAAUUCCUGACUUUCCUAACCUGAAAUCAGUUGGAAUGUAUGCAUUUUCCAAUACAAAACUAUCAUCUGCGAUAUCAUUCCCUGAAUCGUUGACUUUGUUAGAUGAAUAUUCAUUUGCAAGUGUGAAAACAUUACCAUCUGUUUCAUUUAAAUCUAAAGUAGAGAAUUUAACAAUCAAAGAUUGUUCAUUUUAUGCAUGUUCUUCAUUGACAUCUGUAUUGUUUAUUGAUUGUAGAUCAGAUAUUUACAUUGGAUCGAAAGUAUUUUUCGAAUGUACAUCACUUUCUGCUUUUAAUAUUAUUUCGAAUAUCAAAACAGUUGGUAAUAGUUGUUUCAUGAACAGUGGUUUGAACACUAUCAAUUUUGAAAACAGUGAAACAUCUUUUAACACACUUCCUUCUAUGUUCCUCAAAGGAUGUACAAACAUCGAAGAGAUUAUCAUUCCAACGAAUAUCGAAAUCAUAGGUAAUGAAUGUUUCAGUGAAACAUCUAUAUCUUAUAUAAGUAUUCCAGAUAGUGUUACAACACUUUCAACACAGUGUUUCAGUGGAUGUUCACAACUUGAUCAUGUUGACAUCUCUUCAACAUCAGGCCUCACUACUAUCAUGGGUUCUAUCUUUGAAGGUUGCACAUCAUUGUCAUACAUCAGUGAUUUUCGCAGUUCUAAGUUUGUUUGUGUUAACAGCACUAUCUACGACGUCGGUUUCAGUUAA
Molecule: messenger RNA, 1989 nt
Organism: Trichomonas vaginalis G3
Lineage: Eukaryota; Parabasalia; Trichomonadida; Trichomonadidae
Product: regulation of response to stimulus
Exons: 1
Coding region: 1-1989 (662 amino acids)
Source: RefSeq, a predicted model, not a curated record